AAAUGAGCGGCAGACAUUCCAUUUCCAGCAUAUUUAUAAGAAGCAUAAUAGUAAUAGUUAUAGAAAUAAAAAUAAAAAUGAAAUCAAAUGACCCACUCACUGUUGUAGUCGAGCAAAGUUAUUUAACCCAGAAAUCCAACACCACUUCUACUUGUGUUCUGCCAUACACCCCACAUCCUCACACUCCCACCUUCAUUCCCAACUGGUUUCAACUUCCAACUUCUUCCUGCAACUGCAAAAUCCCAACUUCCCAUCCUCACACCACACAUAUAAAAUGGCUUCCCUAACAACCCCUAGCCACCAAACAUGUCGCAACCAUCCUAUCGCGGAGUCCGCAAGAGGAAGAGCAGCAACAAAUGGGUCUCCGAAAUCCGCCAGCCCCGCACCCCCAACCGGAUUUGGCUGGGCACAUUCCCCACCGCCGAGAUGGCCGCCGUCGCCUACGACGUCGCCGCCCUCGCUCUCAAGGGGAGCCAAGCGGACCUCAACUUCCCCAACUCCGCCUCUUCUUUUCCGGUCCCGGCCUCCACCUCCGCCGCAGACAUCCAGGCCGCCGCCGCCAGCGCCGCCGCCGCUGCCGGGGCCGCCGUGGAUGCUCUCUGCUGCGGCGGGAGUGUGGAGAAGGCGGAAGCCGCGGUGGCGCUGCAGCCGCCUGUGGUGGUGGAUGAGUUUGUUGAUGAGGAUUUGAUCUUUGAUUUGCCGAAUGUUCUUGCUAGCAUGGCGCAAGGGAUGCUCAUGACUCCGCCGCGCUUCGGCUUUGCCGAUGACGACGCCGAUUUUGACGGAGCUUUAACCUACGAUUACCUCUGGAACUCUCCCUAAUCAGACUCCUCAAAAUCGAAAUGGAUUUUAGUUAUUGCUUCCAGAGAGAUCGUACGUGAUCAUAAUAAAUAAGUAAUGUUGGAUGCAUGUUUAUAUUAAUUGUGUGUGUAUGUGUAAAAAUAAUAUAUAUAAUUCGAUAUAUAUUAUGUAUGUUACUUGUAAAUUAAUUAAUGGCUUCCUGUUCCUGGUACAUUCAUUUUGUUUUGGGAUGAUGCAAAGGUCAUUGAAUGGUGUUUAGGGUUUGGUAAAGAAGAGCUCUCACAUUGGCCAAUUUUUAGCUAGUCAACCUAUGGGUAUCAUUUCUUCGUUGAAUUUUUUAGGGCUUUUGGUGCACUGUUUCAUUGAUUUUUUGAGAACCCUUUUGUAAUAUUCCCUCCGUCCAUGAAAUUUAUGUCACAUUGCUUUUAACACGGAUUUAAAUAAAAUGU
Salvia miltiorrhiza (redroot sage) is the source of this 1250-nucleotide messenger RNA. RefSeq names its product ethylene-responsive transcription factor ERF024. Lineage: Eukaryota; Viridiplantae; Streptophyta; Magnoliopsida; Lamiales; Lamiaceae. The record is from RefSeq and is a predicted model, not a curated record. Gene Ontology annotation, molecular function: DNA binding; DNA-binding transcription factor activity. The transcript has a single exon. Gene Ontology annotation, biological process: regulation of DNA-templated transcription. The coding region runs from base 307 to 822 and encodes 171 amino acids.